This is a messenger RNA of Zootermopsis nevadensis, 1300 nucleotides long. The record is from RefSeq and is a predicted model, not a curated record. NCBI's taxonomy places the organism in Eukaryota, Metazoa, Arthropoda, Insecta, Blattodea, Termopsidae.
AGUGAGGACAUUGGCUACGUGCUAUACUCGGCUCUUGGAUCCUUCUACAUCCCGAGCUGCAUCAUGGUAUUCGUGUACAUCCGGAUCUACUUCGCGGCCAAGGCGCGAGCAAGGAGAGGAAUUCGGAAGCAGCCUCGACCUCGUCAGCCGCAGGAAGAGAAGUGCACGAGUUUCAGCACAGUACCUACUCAGGGAGCAGUUGGUGGGGCAGGUAGUGGUGACGGUAACAAACAAGUAGUGGGUGCUAGUGGUGAUGUAAACAGUAACUCUCCCAUGAGGAACGUGGUGGUGGAGGGAGGAGUGACGCUUGAACAUGGGGGAAUAGCUACAAUAGCAACACAGCCUCCACAGCCAAUGGCAAUUCCGAUAGUGACUUGUGACUUCGCGUCAGAUAUCAGUACAAGUGAUAACGCGGACGGAACGACUGGACAGGAGAACGGCGACGGUGGUGGAUAUUUAGAAGCUCCUAAAGACACGUUAAAAGUAAUGGGCACUGGGACGAUGAUGUCUAUGCAGAAACACCCCCUGCAAGUGUGCCAGUUUCGUGGUUCUACUCUGUCCGUCAACGGUGACCUGGCACAGCAACAGGCAGCUAUGACACGGUGCAGGGCGCCAAGUGUUGGCAUCGACACGGACAUGGUUAGCGAGUUCGAUCCCUCGUCGUCCGACUCCGGAGUAGUCAGUCGAUGUGCCGUUGUUAAGCCUCUGAAGUUGAGACUAUGUCAGCCCAUAUUUGGACGGCGCGCAACGUCAAAAGCGAAAAGGCAGAUGAUCGAUAUGGGCAAAGCCUCUCCUGGUCACGGAAAUCAUCCGGGAAGUGAUGGAAAUAUUACAGAAAACGUUCCCAGAAUUCAGAAACCACGCGAUCCAGAGAGAGAGAAGAGGAGGUUAGCGAGGAAAAAAGAAAAGCGGGCAACGUUAAUUCUGGGUUUGAUAAUGGGUUCCUUCAUCGCCUGUUGGCUUCCUUUCUUCUUUCUUUAUAUCCUGACACCGAUGUGCGCAUGGUGCCAGGUACCUGACCGAGCCUUCGCCACCGCUUUCUGGCUCGGUUACAUGAACUCUGCCCUUAAUCCCGUCAUUUACACCAUUUUCAACAAGGAUUUUCGUCGUGCGUUUCGAAGGAUCCUGUUUAAGUGAUGUUUGUUUGUGGUUUUCUGCUGGCUGUGCGCCAGAGUAAGGCGUGCAGACGGUAGAGACAGACCCACAAAACACAAGAAAAAGAAGAAAAAAGAAGAUAUUCGGAGAUGAUAAAACGAAAUAAAAGAUAUCAUUUUAAUCCUCUAAAAUUCUGGCGCAGUCC